This is a messenger RNA of Penicillium taxi, 204 nucleotides long. RefSeq names its product Peroxiredoxin AhpC-type. The transcript has 2 exons. The coding region runs from base 1 to 204 and encodes 67 amino acids. Lineage: Eukaryota; Fungi; Ascomycota; Eurotiomycetes; Eurotiales; Aspergillaceae. The record is from RefSeq and is a predicted model, not a curated record.
AUGUUUCCUGCCUCGACUGGCCGCAACUCCGCUGAAGUUCUGCGUGUUAUCGACUCUUUGCAAACUGUUGAUUUACUACUUCUAUCGAUUGGCCGACUGGGGAUGAUGUUAUUGGGCCCCCCGUCUGUCUCUACCGCUGAUGUGAAGAGGAAGUUCCGUGAGGUUCGUGAGGUCAACCCUUACAUCCGCUUUACCGAUAUCUAA